CUACUUUGUACUUGUAUAAUAUAUCAACAUUUGCUCUGUAUUAUACUGAUAAUAAUAUGGGAGAAUGGGAGAAUGGGAGAAUGGGAGAAUGGGAGAAUGGGAGAAUAGUAGAAAGAUCCAACGGCCAGGAUGGCCACCUGAACUCUCAACGUCACUGGUCUGUGGCUGCGGAUGGGAGUGGACCAGUGGGGAACGCCCGGUCAGGAUCAUCAAUGGAUAUUUAUGUAGUAUUUAUGGUGGAAGGAACGCUGAGUCCAGCGGUGAAUGCUCUGGGAAAUGAGCUGGCAUAUGGGAUGUACUCUGUAUGUAUGGCAUUUUGUACAAGUACUUUGCAAGGUGGUAUACAUACAUACAUUACCUAUAUACCGAGUAUGGCAUUCCAGAUAUAUGUACACAGUACAGCAAUAGAGCCUUGAUAGACCACGGUAAUCUCGGAUCAGACUUUUCUUUGAGUUUUUCCACAGUCAAGAAAAAAAGAAAAAGAAAAAGAAAAAAAUGGGUCAUUUAAUGGGCCUUGGUGUACUAA
Molecule: messenger RNA, 526 nt
Organism: Aspergillus glaucus CBS 516.65
Lineage: Eukaryota; Fungi; Ascomycota; Eurotiomycetes; Eurotiales; Aspergillaceae
Exons: 1
Coding region: 57-416 (119 amino acids)
Source: RefSeq, a predicted model, not a curated record